Hydra vulgaris (swiftwater hydra) is the source of this 586-nucleotide messenger RNA. RefSeq lists its product as uncharacterized. Lineage: Eukaryota; Metazoa; Cnidaria; Hydrozoa; Anthoathecata; Hydridae. The record is from RefSeq and is a predicted model, not a curated record. Gene Ontology annotation, molecular function: protein dimerization activity.
GAUACAACUUUGUCUGAAGCAGUUGAGAUUUGGCAAAGCCUCAUACAUAAUGAAAAAUUGGCUUUGUACAAAGAUGAUAUUUUAAAGAGGUUCAAGAAGGCAAUUGUUCCAUGUCAUUUUCUUGCCAAUUUAACAGAUCCAAAAUAUGAAGGAAGAACAUUGGAUAGAAGUCAAGAAGAAGAAGCUGAGGAAUGGUUGAAUGAAGUCUAUCCUGAAUUUAUGCCAGGCUAUUAUGCGUUUAAACUAAAAGAUGCUAAUUGUUUCCCAACAUAUUUAUUCAACGAUAGUGUUAAAAGCACAACAUCAGCAACAAAUUGGUGGAGAAUUAUAGAAAUGAAAGAAUCUAAGUCUUCCAAAUUGCCUGCAAAUUUUGCAAAAUUUUUACGGCAGUUGCACACUUGUCCAGCUAGUACUGGAUCCAUAGAAAGAUUUUUCUCAUCUUUUGGGAUUAUUUGGAGCAAAAUUAGAAAUCGUUUAGGAAGAGAAAAAGCUGAAAUGCUUGUACGAAUUUACAGACAUUUAAGAUCAAAAUGCACAAUUGCUGAUGACUUUUAGAUUACUUUGUUUUAAAUGAUUAAGCUUGAAU